Messenger RNA from Mesoplodon densirostris (Blainville's beaked whale), 1515 nucleotides. RefSeq names its product hedgehog acyltransferase like (gene HHATL). Gene Ontology annotation, molecular function: acyltransferase activity. Bases 1 to 1515 code for a protein of 504 amino acids. Gene Ontology annotation, biological process: negative regulation of N-terminal protein palmitoylation. Gene Ontology annotation, cellular component: endoplasmic reticulum. The record is from RefSeq and is a predicted model, not a curated record. Lineage: Eukaryota; Metazoa; Chordata; Mammalia; Artiodactyla; Ziphiidae. The transcript has 11 exons.
AUGGGCAUCAAGACAGCCUUGCCCGCGGCAGAGCUGGGCCUGUACUCCCUGGUGCUGAGCGGGGCCCUAGCCUAUGCUGGCCGGGGCCUCCUUGAGGCUUCACAAGGUGGGGCCCACAGGAAAGCCUUCCGGGAGUCUGUGCGACCCGGCUGGGAGUACAUUGGCCGGAAGAUGGACGUGGCUGACUUCGAGUGGGUGAUGUGGUUCACCUCCUUCCGCAACGCCAUCUUCUUCGCUCUCUCCGGACACGUGCUGUUUGCUAAACUCUGCACUAUGGUUGCCCCCCAGCUCCGCUCCUGGAUGUAUGCUGUGUACGGGGCCCUGGCGGUGGUGGGCACGAUGGGCCCUUGGUACCUGCUGCUGCUGCUUGGCCACUGCGUGGGCCUCUAUGUUGUCUCACUCUUGCACCAGCCCUGGCUCUGUCUCGGCCUCGGCCUGGCCAGCCUUGCCUCUUUCAAGCUGGACCCCCUCAUCUCCUGGCAGAGCGGGUUUGUAACAGGGACUUUUGAUCUUCAAGAGGUGCUGUUUCACGGGGGCAGCGGUUUCACGGUGCUGCGUUGUACCAGCUUUGCGCUGGAGAGCUGUGCCCACCCUGACCGCCGCUACUCCCUAGCUGACCUGCUCAAGUACAAUUUCUACCUGCCCUUCUUCUUCUUCGGGCCCAUUAUGACCUUUGACCGCUUCCACGCUCAGGUGAACCAGGUGGAGCCGGUGCGGCGAGAGGGCGAGCUGUGGCGCAUCCGGGCCCAGGCGGGCCUCAGCGUGGUAGCCAUCGUGGCCGUGGACAUCUUCUUCCACUUCUUCUACAUCCUCACCAUCCCCAGUGACCUCAAGUUCGCCAGCCGCCUCUCGGACAGCGCCCUCGCUGGCCUAGCCUACUCAAACCUGGUGUACGACUGGGUGAAGGCGGCCGUCCUCUUCGGCGUCGUCAACACCUUGGCGCGCCUCGACCACUUGGACCCGCCCCAGCCUCCCAAGUGCAUCACAGCGCUCUAUGUCUUCGCCGAGACGCACUUUGACCGUGGCAUCAACGACUGGCUUUGCAGGUACGUGUAUGACCACAUUGGUGGGGAGCACUCUGCGGUGAUCCCAGAGCUGGGGGCCACUGUGGCCACGUUUGCCGUCACCACUCUGUGGCUCGGACCUUGUGACACUGUCUACUUGUGGUCAGGCCUUAACUGCUUUGGCCUCAACUUUGAGCUCUGGGUACAGAAGCUGGCAGAGUGGGGGCCCCUGGCACGAAUUGAGGCCUCUCUGUCGGAGCAGAUGUCCCGCAGGGUCCGAGCCAUCUUUGGGGCCAUGAACUUCUGGGCCAUCAUCAUGUACAACCUUGUAAGCUUGAACAGCUUUGAGUUCACAAAGCUGGUCGCCCAGCGCCUGCUACUCACAGGGUUCCCCCAGACCACGCUGGCCGUCCUGUUUGUCACCUACUGUGGUGUCCAGCUGGUGAAGGAGCGAGAGCGAACCCUGACGCUGGAGGAGGAGCAGAGGCAGGACAAAGAGAAGGCCGAGUAG